This is a messenger RNA of Homarus americanus (American lobster), 1519 nucleotides long. RefSeq lists its product as uncharacterized. The transcript is spliced from 7 exons. The record is from RefSeq and is a predicted model, not a curated record. Bases 179 to 1156 code for a protein of 325 amino acids. Lineage: Eukaryota; Metazoa; Arthropoda; Malacostraca; Decapoda; Nephropidae.
GCUAGUAUUACUAACACUCAUUCCUGUGUUGAGUAUAUAGUCUUGGCCAGUCACAACACGAGGAAGAUAACCAAUCAGAACGUUCGGUAAAACACAGUCGGAAUUGGCGACGCCCGCUCCGCCCACUCUGCCACCAGACCUCGUGGCGUGGUGAACGAUCUGUGCUAGGAGCUUCAUCAUGUCGGUCCAUUUCACGGAGGAUUGCGGGGACAUCCGUCGGUACACCUUCCGUCGCAUCAAAACUUCGACGAUCCGCUUCCAGGUGAAGGCUGCUCAUGAUGUGGCUGUCUGUCUAUCAUCUGAUGAUGAGGAGGAACCUGAGGACAUGUACGAGAUCUUCAUUGGGUGUUGGGGCGGUGGAGAGUCUGGUAUCCGUCGCAAGAAGCACGAUGAUGUCUGCCGGAUUGAGACGCCAGACAUUGUGACCGAUGAAGAGUUCAUCGGCUUCUGGAUUAAGAUUCAACAUGGAGUUAUCAAGGUUGGACGCUCUGGGCACAAGCACGCAUUCAUGUCGUACUCUGACCCUGAGACGCUCUUGCAUGCCACCUGGUAUGGCUACUCGACAGGAUGGGGCGCUGAGGGAGAGUGGAUCUUCCCUGAUGACGACGACGACUCCUCUUCGUCCUCUUCAGCCAUGUCCUCUUCAGACUCGGAAGCUGAAGACCUCAAUGAUCUAGACGAUAGACCCAUCCAUUAUAAGCGACCAGCUCGAUGGGUGCCAGCCAAGGGCGGGUACUUCCCCCAUCACCCAGUGUCUGGGGGUGAAGGUCCUGAUGGAGAGGUGUAUGUAGGUAUGGCUCACCACGAGGGAGGAUACAUCCUGGGCAUGGUCGUCCCGGAUCACGGCUGCUGCUACAUACCCUUUGGUGGAGAGGCUGUCCCCAAAUCCGAGUACUUUGUUCUGAGUAACCCUGGGAGUGUAACACUAACUUGGGAGGCUGGCAGCAAGGGUAAGGUGCCCUCAGGUGCCCUACAAGGUGGAGUCUCGGAGGAUGGAGAGAGCCUCUUCAUUGGUCGCGUGUGUGUCGAUGGUGUGGUCUCUGUGGGCAAGGUUCAUCCAAGUCAUGAGGUGUGUUACUUACCUUAUGGUGGCAGCGAACACGCCCACAAAGACUACGAGGUUCUCUGUGUCCGUCAUGUUCUCUGCAAGGUCUAGACUAAGCCCUCUCGAGGUCUAGGCAACACCAUUUCUUGAGGUCUGUCAUAUCUGCUUCAUUGAGGCCAUACCUUCCUGGGGACUCAAGUAUACAGUAUUCCAAGAAGUUAAAUUCAAAUCCUUCCCUUGCCUGGUAUUGUACUGUUGCCACUGAGUUUUUGGCCACUUGUAUUUUAUCUAAUUCUCUGGUUUUAAACACGUUCAUAGGCCAAACCUGAUAUGGUGUCCAAAAUUUUUUGUUUAUGCUUUAAAAGGAUCAACACUUCAAAAAGCAAGUUAUUUGUUAGAACCUUUGGUCUCGUAGAAAAGUCUCUUUAGACAUUACAAAAUUUGGUUGAGAAAGUAAUAAAUGUUUGUUAGUUG